UUUUUUCAGGUGGAGGCAGACGUACACGUUGAGUCGCUCAUCACAUCCUUGAAAGAAGAUUGUAAAACUUGUGUGUGUCCAGCCAAUGUCCAGUCCUACUCUGUCCAGUGGCGGGAUGGCGGCAUCCAGCCCGAUUCUCACACUGAACACAGGGAAUACCUGACUCGGUUCUGUUCUGACUUUGUCACUGGGGUAAAGUCGCUCAUAGACAUGGACGCCCUGACAAGAGACUCUUUGAUACGGCAGAGAGAAUACUACUCCCUGUACACUGAAAUUCUCCACCACUCCCAUUUUUGUAAGCUCAAAUCUGAAGCAUUCUGUGGCCAGCAGGAGACACUGGAGCACAUCAAAGAUUACAUCCUGGAUCCAACAAACCGCAAACCUUUUGUGAUUCAUGCUCAGUCGGGAGCCGGAAAGACAUCAGUGUUGGCCAUGGCCAUGAACAGCCUCAAGCUAUGGAUCAAAGAGAAGCACAUCGGUAUCAUCCGGUUUCUGGGCACAUCCCCUCUCAGCACGGACAUCUACAACGUCCUGUUCAGCAUCUGCGGGCAACUGGCCGACAUCACCGAGAGCAUCAUGGAGCCACAGAGCUACAGGACGAUGAAAGGUCUGGCCAUGUACCUGCCGAGGUUCUUCAGAAGCAUAGCCUCAACGGCACGUCAGCCUGUAAUCAUCUUCCUGGACUCUCUUGACCAGCUUGAGGACUCCCAUGAGGCUUACACAGCCUGGUGGCUUCCCGUCAACCUCCCACCCAAUAUCAAGCUCAUUAUUUCAACACUGCCGGAUUGUCAUGACAUCCUGACCAAUUUAGUUGCAGCCAUAGGUCAGAAAAAGAAUUUUGUUGAGGUCCCUGUUCUGCCUGACGACACCAGCAGGGAAAUAGUUGCCAAAUAUCUGACCUUAAAGAGACGAAUGGUCAGUGAUGAACAGAUGGGAUUUCUCCUGGACACUUUCAGGAAAUCCCCCAAUCCUUUGUACCUGAAGUUGCUGAUGGACCAAGCAGUGUUCUGGAACUCCUGCACCCCCAUGUCAGAGCUGGUCUUACCAAACUCCGUCCGGGUCGCCAUCAACAAUUUAUUUGACAAGCUUGAAGUUAAAUUUGGGUGCAAGUUUGUUCAAGGAGCGCUGGGUUUGAUCACAAUCGGCCAAAACGGUCUCAGUGAAAUAGAACUGGAGGAUGCCCUGUCGUGCAUGGAUGACGUCAUGAAUGAAAUCUACCGAUUUCACGAUCCACCCGUGCCGGGCAUGAUUAGAGUCCCACCUGUCAUGUGGGCAAGGCUCAGAUUCGAUAUCAAGGAGUACCUGGUGGAACGACAAUCACAAGGUCAGACAACAUUGUACUGGUACCACAGACAGUUCAUAGAGGCCGCUUCUGAGCGCUACACACCAGGAACAAGAGGGCAGCUCCUACAUAACGUUCUGUUUGAGAUGUUUGCAUCGGAACAAGGGGUGCGUAAAGACAUCGUGCUGACUGAUAGAAACAACCUCCUCAUACCAGAUGCAGACAGGAACACCACACCACAGCCCACCACUUGGGGUAACACACGCAAGCUCGAGUGCCUCACCUAUCAUUUGAACAACUCUGAAAAAGUCCAAGACCGUGACUUUGCCAAAAAGACCACCUACUGCAAUUUGCAGUUCCUC
Molecule: messenger RNA, 1644 nt
Organism: Lymnaea stagnalis (great pond snail)
Lineage: Eukaryota; Metazoa; Mollusca; Gastropoda; Lymnaeidae
Source: the annotation of a GenBank genome assembly